AUGGCCAACACAAACGAGGCCGUCGGCGACCAGGCCCCCAACACGAGCGCCUCACCAGCUGCCAGCAUCAACCAUGGCCCUUCUGACGAGAGCGGGCACCGUCUCAACCUCAUCCAGACGGCGCUGAUUGUGGCUCCUGCCUACAUAUGCUUCGGUUACAAUCAAGCCGGCCUGGGUGGUCUGCUCACCGAGGACAACUGGGUGAAGACGUUUCCAGAAAUCGACACGGUCAACAGCACCGGGGAAACCAAGAGCAGGAGAUCGACCCUCCAGGGCUUCGUGGUGGCCACCUUUGUCAUCGGCGCCCUCAUCGGCGCCCUCUCGUGCUCGUGGUCGGGAGACAAAUUUGGUCGUCGCAAUGUCAUCUUCUUUGCCGCCGUGUGCAGUCUCAUCGGUAUCAUCCUCGAGGCGUCGUCAUUCGGCCUGCCGCAGUUCAUCGUGGGGCGUGUGAUCCUGGGCUUUGGUGUUGGACAGCUCAGCUCGAUCGUGCCCGUGUGGCAGAGCGAGACAGCGGGCGCGGCAAACCGAGGGCGACACGUUGUCAUCGAUGGCCUGUUCAUCUGCCUCGGAUACACACUCGAGUCGUGGAUUGACCUGGGCUUUUUCGAGUACAAGACCGGCCCCAUCACGUGGCGCCCUCCCAUCGCCAUUGCCAGCUUCUUCUCGAUGGUCAUUAUCGCUGCUAUCUACUUUUUGCCCGAGUCGCCGCGCUGGCUGGUGCUCAAGAACAGGAUCGACGAGGCCCGCCACGUCAUCGCUGCCUUCCGUGCCAAGCCGGGCGACGCCUUUGAGGUGCACGCUGAGGUGUCUGGUAUCGAACUCUCGCUGGAGGAGGGCACCGGCAAGAAGGUCAAGCUCAGCGACAUGCUCUCCAUGGGCGAGGACAAGCUGCUGUACCGCUUUGGGUUGUGCAUGCUCCUGCAGUUCUUUCAGCAGAUGUCGGGAACCAACCUGAUCUCGGUCUACGCCACCAUCAUCUUCCAGACCAACCUCGGCAUGAGCUCAGCCAACGCCCGCGCCCUUACUGGCGGCGCGCUGACCUGGAAGUUCCUUUCGUCCUUCAUCGCCUUCUUCACCAUUGAUCGUCUGGGCCGUCGCGCCGUCUUCAUGAUCUCGGGCGCAGGAAUGUCCUGCUGCAUGAUCGCGCUGGCUGUCGCCACAUCCUUUGGUGUCGAAAACCACUCCGCGCAGAUCGUUGCUGGUGUCUUCAUCUACCUGUUCAAUACCUUUGUGCCGAUCGGAUUCCUCGGUGCCAACUUCCUGUACUGUACCGAGGUCGCCCCUCUGCGUCUGCGUAUGGCCAUGUCUUCCAUCUCCACCGCGAAUCACUGGCUCUGGAACUUUGUCGUUGUUAUGAUCACGCCUGUCGCCAUUGACACGAUUGGGUGGCAGUUUUACAUUGUCUUUGCCUGCAUCGGCGCCUGCAUCCCGCUCUCUGUCUUCUUCUUCUACCCCGAAACCAUGGGCCGCAACCUUGAGGAGAUUGAUCUCCUGUUCAGGGACUCGCCGUCCAUCUGGUCGACCGUCAAGUUCGCCAAGAGCAGGCCGAUUGGUCUGCCGCAGGAGUUUGUUCAUGACAAGUCGAAGCAUGAAGUUUCCCAUCUGGAAUGA
Molecule: messenger RNA, 1611 nt
Organism: Cryphonectria parasitica EP155
Lineage: Eukaryota; Fungi; Ascomycota; Sordariomycetes; Diaporthales; Cryphonectriaceae
Exons: 4
Coding region: 1-1611 (536 amino acids)
Biological process (GO): transmembrane transport; carbohydrate transport
Cellular component (GO): membrane
Molecular function (GO): carbohydrate:proton symporter activity
Source: RefSeq, a predicted model, not a curated record